AAUAAACCAAAUAUCAUAACAAGAAAAUCUAAUGGCGCAAUACCAAGAGAAUGGAUCACACCCCUCUUAUCAACACUUCCUGACAUAAACGAAACAAACAAAAUCCUAAUUAACAAAAAGAUUCAAUUAUCAGUAUCAUUAUUGGAUAACUCUCAACUUAGCGAAAAAAUCAAAAUUCUUGGCACCCACUUCCACUUCGACAAACUACCACAAGACUUCAUUACCAAGCCUAAGUCACCUGAGCCAAAGUUGACUCUCCUUCCAAUACUCAUCUAA
Acaulospora morrowiae is the source of this 276-nucleotide messenger RNA. Lineage: Eukaryota; Fungi; Glomeromycota; Glomeromycetes; Diversisporales; Acaulosporaceae. The record is from the annotation of a GenBank genome assembly.